This is a messenger RNA of Humulus lupulus (European hop), 954 nucleotides long. Its product is annotated as barwin-like. The coding region runs from base 1 to 669 and encodes 222 amino acids. Gene Ontology annotation, biological process: defense response to fungus; defense response to bacterium. The record is from RefSeq and is a predicted model, not a curated record. Lineage: Eukaryota; Viridiplantae; Streptophyta; Magnoliopsida; Rosales; Cannabaceae. The transcript has 3 exons. Gene Ontology annotation, molecular function: RNA nuclease activity; chitin binding.
AUGAUACAGAAUUAUGGUGUAUUCUUGGAGAAAGAUGGAGCAGGGUUUAGAGGGCAAGCUAAACUUACUGGAUUUAAAAAUGGGGAUAUAGACCUCUCAAAGUCUUUAUGGACCUACCAGUCCACUGGUGGAGCAACGGCUGAGCAAUGCGGACGCCAAGCGAGCGGCGCUAAAUGCCCGAACGGGCUGUGCUGCAUCCAAUACGGGUGGUGUGGCACCACCAACGAUUACUGCUCGCCACAAUCUGGCUGCCAGAGCAAUUGUAAGGGUAGCUCAACACCAACAAAUCCACCGACCGGCGGUGAAACUGUUGUGAGACCCACAUACCAUUACUACAAUCCACAACAGAACAAUUGGGACUUAAUGGCUGUUAGUGCUUAUUGCUCCACUUGGGAUGCCGAUAAGCCUUACUCAUGGCGCAGCAAAUAUGGCUGGACUGCCUUCUGUGGACCAUCCGGACCUAGGGGCCGUGACUCUUUUGGAAAGUGUUUGAGGCUUAGGAAUACAAGAACUGGGGCAACCAUAACAGCAAGGAUUGUGGAUCAGUGCAGCAAUGGGGGCUUAGAUUUAGACUUUAACACUAUAUUUAAGCCAUUAGACACCGAUGGAAUUGGAUAUCAACAGGGUUCUCUCCAAGUGGGCUACACAUUUGUCAAUUGUGGGGAUUAGUGAUGAUGAUCGAUUCAGCAGUACCAUUCUCGAAGAUAUAAAUCGCUUAGGAUGUAAUUAAUAACAAUAUAUUCCAAAAACAUUCUGCUUAUAUAUAAAUAUAUAUAUAUAUAUAUAAAGCUAAUAUAUGGCUUAGUUAAGCUUAAAGUCAAGAGACUUAAUAAAACUUUUGGGAAGUUUGUUCCAAAGGGUAUAUCCUCAGCACUUGUGAAAUGUUCUUCUUGAGAACAUAAUAAAGUUUGUACCAUGUUGUAUGCUUUUGUUUUUAUCCAAUAUUUACACGAG